Molecule: messenger RNA, 1053 nt
Organism: Penicillium brevicompactum
Lineage: Eukaryota; Fungi; Ascomycota; Eurotiomycetes; Eurotiales; Aspergillaceae
Product: GIY-YIG nuclease family protein
Exons: 1
Coding region: 1-1053 (350 amino acids)
Source: RefSeq, a predicted model, not a curated record
AUGGAAUCGUCCUCGAGAACCGUGUGCAUCAAUUUUCUGGAAGAAUACAUCCAGUAUAUUUGCUGCACUACGUACAAACACCAUUUUUCCAUCAAAGAUUUGGAGCUCUUGAAUCCACUCGCCGAGCGGUGGCUAGUUGAAAUUCAGGAACAAACAUUUCUUCGCUUGAGCACUGAAAAGCCUGCCGGAAGUUCACAACGGGAAAAAGUCCGCGAACGUGCUUGUGGUAGUCCAGCAACCCCCAACCCUGACCUGAGCGAUGACCGGUCUACUAUCAGCUGCAACGUUUCUUACUCUGCAACAUCGUCUGCUGCAACGGAGGCAUAUUCCAUAACUGAUGGCGCACACACACCCGUAUCAAGCUCCAAAGGUAUCGGAGAACUUGCCCCCAAUAGCAUUGGAAAUCCAUUGGAUUCAGAGCUGCGCAAUCCCCAAAUGAACAGUUCUGGGCAAACAACAUAUCAGGCUCCCCGCUCUGAGUUUCGCCGUCACGUUGAAACCCCCUCUGCCAAACAAUCCGUCUACCAGAAACUCAUCAACCCGCUUCAGAAAUGGGACUUCUCUCCUGGGUCGGUUUAUAUCUUCGACCGCAGCUCUUCACCAGGAUUUGUGAAAAUCGGCUGUACCACCAGGCCCGUUUCAAAUCGUUUGGAGCACUGGUCGGAUUGUGGCUACCAACCGAACCUCGUGUUUAGCAGUGAAGCUAGCUACGCCCAGAGAGUCGAAACCCUGAUCCACCACGAACUGAUUAAAGAAUGGCGGGACGAGCGAAGGUGCAUGAAUCCGGAAUGCAGCACAAGGCAUCAAGAGUGGUUUGAAAUCGACAAGAACAAAGCCGAGCAGGUUUUGAGGGACUGGGUAUACUUCAUCAACGAAGCUCAGCCGUAUGGCCUCGACGGAAAUUUGAAAGCCGGCUGGGUGAGAGUGGUAGAUCGCAUCAAAAGCCGAAAGCGAAUUAUCACUGCUAGCGAGCUGGUAAAAUACUAUAACUCGACUCUGACGAAUGUUGCCAGGGGAGAGAGAAAGGAUCGGCCAGCUCGUCUGAGCCGAUAA